Molecule: messenger RNA, 1212 nt
Organism: Helicoverpa armigera (cotton bollworm)
Lineage: Eukaryota; Metazoa; Arthropoda; Insecta; Lepidoptera; Noctuidae
Product: COMM domain-containing protein 2
Exons: 5
Coding region: 429-1145 (238 amino acids)
Source: RefSeq, a predicted model, not a curated record
AUAUUAAAAUAAAAACAGGUUUUGGAUAGCAAUAUCCGGCAGAAAUUACUAGCAGCCUUUAUCUGAUAGAUAACGUUAAUCGUAAUAAUGAUCGGAUAAUUAAUUGACACUUUAUCGGUAAAUACGAUCAAACUCAGUAAGACCGGGCCGUUAUAUUGUAAAAAUUGAUAGAUCAUCUAGGAAGCGCCUUAUUUGUGGGAAGUGGGUUCAAAAAGUGGUUCAAAAUAAAAUAAUAAAUACCAACUCCAUUCAUUUUUGUUUCCUAUAGACAUAAAACAUAAACAAUCCCAUUGAUCGGAACUGUCAGUUUUGAGUUUUGUCCGACAAUCAAAUCAAUGUCAUUGUCAUAUGGAAAAUUAUUUAUUUAGCUUUUAUUACAACAAAAAGAAAAACAGUAGAACCUUAACUUUUGGAUUUCCUAAAGAAAAAUGAUUAUUUUGUUAAGUGAGUUACAGAAAGAACAUCUUAGUUUAUUAAAUCAGCAUUCUGUACAAGUUUUGAUAGAUUUCUGUAAGCUAGCACUAGACUACCUGAACAACGGAAGCAAUGAAAAGAAAUAUAGUAUCGCGUCAGAAAAACUCAAUGUUUCAAUAACGGAGGUACAAAAUUUGGUACAUGCAUUGGUAUAUCUGAUAGUAGAAGCAUCUAGACUUAAUUUGUCAGAUGCAGACUUAAAAUCGUCACUGGCCAUAGCGGGUUUCUCUGCUGAGCAACAAGAAGUAUUGGCAAAGUUGCACAACACCAAGAAAGCUGAGUUAUCCGAUGCAUUGUACCUUCUGCAACAGAAAGAUCCCACUUACCAGGACCUCUCUUGGAGAUUUGAAAUCCAAGUUGCUUCACGAAGUAACAUGGAACAAAUAAAACCAAUAAUUGCUAUGGAUUUUAUGAUCAUGAAACCUAAAAACUAUGGACUUUAUACUGAUCACAAAGACAGAACAGGGCAUGAGAAAGAAAAAAGUUUAACUCCAAUACAGAUAAAUUCAAGUAUACAAGAUGCCAAAGCAGCAAGUCACUGUCAAAAUAUAGUGAGCCAUAUUCUGCUCCAGUGUGAUCUACCUAAUUUAUUGCAUUUAACCAAUAAACUGGAGCAAGCAUUAAAGGAAUCUAAAAGCCAACAUGUACGAAAAGUACAGAGAUCUCUUUAGAUAAAAAUAAUAAUUUAUCAGCAGCUCUUAUUGCCAUUUUUUUUGUACAAUACAACGUUACUGAAUA